This is a messenger RNA of Osmerus eperlanus (European smelt), 1425 nucleotides long. RefSeq names its product small nuclear ribonucleoprotein 25 (gene snrnp25). The record is from RefSeq and is a predicted model, not a curated record. Bases 337 to 885 code for a protein of 182 amino acids. Gene Ontology annotation, molecular function: protein binding. Gene Ontology annotation, cellular component: U12-type spliceosomal complex. NCBI's taxonomy places the organism in Eukaryota, Metazoa, Chordata, Actinopteri, Osmeriformes, Osmeridae. Gene Ontology annotation, biological process: mRNA splicing, via spliceosome. The transcript is spliced from 5 exons.
CUGAUAAGGAGUUCGUUCCUAUGGUUCGUUCUUGCACCGCAGAUAGUCCCGAUAUUUAUAGCAUAUUUUUCAUCUGAUUAGGAAAUUAAAAUGAGUAGGUAAAUCAAUAGUAUAAAUUGUUAUACUUAUAGGAUAUCUGCUUGUCAUUAUGUAUGCUAUUUGUAUUUAUCCAUCGGACCUCAUCACGGAACAGGGAUUGUGGAGACGUUUGUUUUCUCCCCGGUACAAAAAUGCCGACGUACACAAUGCUUUGUAGUAAAGCAAUGCUGCAGUCGAACAGUGAGAAAUCCAUAAGACAACUUUUUAAAUGAUUUAUCACACCAUUAUCCGGUAAUUAUGGGAGAUAAUAUCCCGUGCUCCCAGCUAGAUGAGAGACCGCCUGUUGAAAAGGAAGAUUCUGAACAGGUAGAUGAAAAGAUCAGUCAAAUAGUAGAGGAUACACCGUCAGAAGAGGAGGAUGAAGAAGCACUGCCACACUCAGAAAUACUGGACAUCUUUGAAGAGGGGCUGGCACGGCUUGUGCAGGACCCUCUGCUUUGUGACCUGCCAAUUCAGGUAACUCUAGAAGAGAUCAAUUCACAAAUAGCUUUGGAGUAUGGUCAGGCCAUGACUGUCCGAAUAUUAAAAGCUGAUGGUGAAGUGAUGCCCAUAGUUGUGGUGCAAAAUGCAACAGUACUGGAUUUGAAGAAGGCCAUCUGCAGAUUCAUGGAGCUCAAACAGCAGAGGGAGGGAGGAGUGAAAUACAUUAGCUGGAGGUAUGUUUGGAGAACAUUUCAUUUAAUGUUCCAAGGGGAGAAGCUUGAGGAUGACAAAACAAAACUAAAAGACUAUGGAAUCAGGAACAGAGAUGAAGUGACAUUCAUGAAGAGGCUGAGGAAGAAAUGACAUUGACGGACAGUCAUUUUUUGCUAUUUUCGACCAAAUGUUCUUGAUCAAAUUAAUAAUCUGUAAUUGAUAUAUGUCAAUUAUUGCUAAACCAAUAGCAUCUUUUAGGAAAUAGAAUGUUUUAUCACAGUUAACUAGUUAAGACUGGUAAUUGUAUGUCAGCUUUCUGAUUUGCAAUGCAAAUCAUCUGUUUUCAAAGGCCUUUUGGCUGUUACAUAAUAUGCAAACUAUACCUACAGUGGAAUUUAUGCUAGUUGUGGCACCCUCCAUUUGUCUCUUUUAUGAAAAAGUUAUUACUUUUAAUUACACUUUGUAACACACUUUGUGUGUUUUAUUUCAGACCUUUACCGUGUCAGCUUGUCGUUGCCCUAUUGGAGUUCUUUAAAAUCAAAGAUGACAUUUUAGGGCCAGGUGGAAAUGUCACUGAACGUAAUAUAUAUUUUUUGGUAUUUGUCUUUUUUUUUUACUAUUUUCUAUGUGUUUGCUUUGUAAAAAUGUGUACUGUUGCCCUUACGAUGGAAUAAAAUUUGAGUUACAUCA